AGUUACAGUUAAAUUUGCAUAGCAUAUCUUAAAUUAAAAAUUGUAAUGGGACAUUUCCUUUUCUUUGUCGCCAUUCUCUCUGUUUCAGUUACCCCUUCCUUUUGCUUUCAUCCAAAAUCCUUCAAUGUUUCCAAGUAUCAGUCCUAUGACUUAGAUUGGUCCUCGGCUGUGGCCACCUGGUAUGGUCCCGCUGACGGUGCCGGAAGCGAUGGAGGCUCGUGUGGGUAUGGAAAAGCGGUGGAGCAACCGCCAUUUUCGUCGUUAAUUGCGGCGGGAGGCCCUUCUUUGUACAAAUCUGGCAAAGCUUGUGGAGCUUGUUAUCAGGUGAAGUGCUCUGGAGAAGGCGCGUGCUCAGGGAAUCCAGUGACGGUGGUUAUAACUGAUAGUUGUCCCGGCGGCUCCUGUGCUUCUGACUCCGUCCACUUUGACCUAAGCGGCACUGCUUUUGGUGCUAUGGCUGCAACUGGCCGGGCCGAUGAACUUCGCAGUCUCGGUGUUUUGCACAUACAACAUAAAAGGGUGGAAUGCAAUUAUCCGGGAACGUCGAUCAACUUCAUCGUGGACUCAGGGUCGAACUCAAACUAUUUCGCAGCUCUGAUAGAAUAUGAAGAUGGAGAUGGGGAGCUUGGUUCAGUGGAGCUGAAACAGGCGGUGGACUCGUACUCAUGGAUUCCAAUGAAGCAGUCAUGGGGUGCAGUUUGGAAACUGGACUAUGGCUCAGCCCUUCAAGCUCCCUUCUCCCUCAGACUCACCGCCCUCGACUCCGGUAAGACCGUGGUCGCUAACAACGUGAUUCCCGCCGGGUGGCAGCCUGGGCAGAGUUAUAGAUCAGUGGUCAACUUCGAUACUUAAUUAAUUAAUAAAUAUAAGUUGAGAGUUUAAUUAUGAGAUUAGUAGAAUGAAAUUAAAGAAAGUUGGGGGAGCUGUGUUGUUUGUAAUAACAGAGCAGUAAAUCAGUUAUAGUAAUAUUAACUACUAGGUAUGAGUAUGAGA
This is a messenger RNA of Benincasa hispida (wax gourd), 993 nucleotides long. Its product is annotated as putative expansin-B2. Gene Ontology annotation, cellular component: extracellular region. NCBI's taxonomy places the organism in Eukaryota, Viridiplantae, Streptophyta, Magnoliopsida, Cucurbitales, Cucurbitaceae. Gene Ontology annotation, biological process: sexual reproduction. The record is from RefSeq and is a predicted model, not a curated record.